AUGGACGUGGAUAUGCGACUCCGCAAGGCAUUCCGCUAUCCCGAUGAAUCAGAGGAUGAACGGGAAGAGCUUGACGAAGAACAACAGGAGCGAGUGAUCCAGCAGUUGCAAUGCCAAAAUGAGGCACGCAACGCCCAAUACAAUGAUCUUUACUGGAAUUCCAUUGGUAUCAACCACCAUCUUUAUACCCUCGAUCCUAUCUGCCUCGACUUUCGGCGAGGCUUUUCUGUCUCUCUUGGGCAUCCUCUCGCUGGUGGGCUCGGCCUACACUAUGAGGCACGCCCCCUCUAUCCUGACCGCAAGGGCAAGAAGCCUCUGUUGGCUGAUGAUGAGCGCUUGACCUGGCUCCUCUCUGCUUUGGUGCCCGUAAAUGGCGCGGUGUGCUUGGUGCUAAUGGCUUAUUUCUUCAUUGAGGCGGGUUCAUCUUAUACGAUCCGCCCCGUUCUCUACUUGAUUCCUAGCGCCAUACUAGCAGUCAUCUUGCUCGCACGAGAAAUGAUGCUAUCGGUCGAUCUCUCAACUCUGAAAGCUCUCCAGUACGAGUACAAAGGCGCCUAA
Messenger RNA from Penicillium atrosanguineum, 558 nucleotides. RefSeq lists its product as uncharacterized. The transcript is spliced from 3 exons. Lineage: Eukaryota; Fungi; Ascomycota; Eurotiomycetes; Eurotiales; Aspergillaceae. The record is from RefSeq and is a predicted model, not a curated record. Bases 1 to 558 code for a protein of 185 amino acids.